Messenger RNA from Erpetoichthys calabaricus (reedfish), 2353 nucleotides. It is a transcript of the gene zfyve27, whose product is annotated as zinc finger, FYVE domain containing 27. Gene Ontology annotation, molecular function: metal ion binding. Bases 166 to 1419 code for a protein of 417 amino acids. Lineage: Eukaryota; Metazoa; Chordata; Cladistia; Polypteriformes; Polypteridae. The record is from RefSeq and is a predicted model, not a curated record. The transcript is spliced from 13 exons. Gene Ontology annotation, cellular component: growth cone membrane; endoplasmic reticulum tubular network. Gene Ontology annotation, biological process: positive regulation of axon extension; vesicle-mediated transport; endoplasmic reticulum tubular network formation.
UCACUUCUAUCGAUGCUCUCUGGCAGUGUCGCCGGCAGCCGAAUACGGAAGCAGCUGCUUACAGUGCUGAAUGUUGCUGCCCUUCUCCGGUGCCGGGACUUUUCACCGGAUUCUGAGUUCGGAUGCUAGGGGAGAUUCAUUCAGAAGUGAAGAGGCGGAGUCAGGAUGCAUUCUGGCACUGUUGUAGCUUUGGAGCUACAGUCAGGAAGUCCUCUACCCAGUGAGAUAAAAGAGUCAACUCAGGGAGUAAGCAUCACUGACGCGCCAGAUAUAUACGCUUCAAAAGCACAGACUUUUGAUCUCUUCAAUUUGGUCAUUUCUUUCAAGAGGAUAGAGAUUUUUCUUGAGCCUGUUACAGAUGCCUGGGAGAUGAUAAAAUAUCUGCUAAGGUGGAGGACACCUGUCUUUUCACUGCUAUGCUGUUUCACACUCAAUGUUAUUUUCCUAACUCUUAAUGAAGUUGCCUGGUUCUCCUUCUCAGUAUUGUGCAUCUCCACUCCAGCAGUCCUUGGAUACUUGCAAGAAUGUGGAAGAGGAAGUCUUCCAGAGCAGCAGUUACAAAGAAGGAAGCAUUACACAGUUGAACGGCAAGAUCUAAAGACUGUGCGUCUUACUAGGCAGGAGGCUCUGUUGGAGGUCAAAGGCAUUCUGCGGCAACUGGAGGACAUCUUAUCAAGAGCGUGCUUUUCUGCUGUAUCUGUGUAUCGAGUACUAUACUGGGAAGACCAUAGCAUCUCCUUUUUAUUCUAUGGAGGACUCCUCACAUUAGUUUCUUUGCUCUAUCUGGUCCCAUUUUCCUGGGUUCUGGCUGCUGGAAACACUGCCCUCUUUCUGUGGAACAAAGAUUUUUGGCGAGUUGUUCUAGAGCAUAAGGAGUGUUUUCAUCAGAGGCGACUUCAGCCCACAGCUAGAGAUGCUGAAAACAAGGAGCCAGAGCCAACUCUUUUUGUGGAUCAUACUCCAACUCCAACCAGUGUAGAGGAUCACUCUCCUGGAAGUUUUGAGGAGGCAGAAGAAGCAGAGCCUGACGAUGAGUUUAAAGAUGCAAUAGAGGAGCAGCAGUUAAUUUUACAGGAAGAUGAUGAUGUUCCUCCUGGAGUUGGUGACCUUGAUCUUGGCAUGGCUGAUAAUGGCCUUUUGAGUAGGAAUGAACCAAUCCGGAGUAAAGUGUCUAAACUAACAGAGAAGCUUCGCAAGCGGUAUCCUGCAAACAACUACGGCAAUUGUUCCAGCUGUAAUGCUGUCUUCUCAGUGCUGAAGAAGAGACGGAACUGCAGCAACUGUGGGAACAGCUUUUGUGCACGAUGCUGCUCAUGCAAAGUCCCAAGGUCAUCUAUGGGUGCUACUGCUCCAGAGGCCCAGAGGGAGACCGUAUUUGUCUGCAAUUCCUGUAAUCAGACCCUAAGCAAAAAAGAAUAGGACCUUCUCUGUGUGUAUGUCGCUCUCUCUCCUCAUCACUCCCUCUCUACCUCCUUUCUCUUCCACACUGUUUCUUCUGGGAAUCCAGAAUUAGGAAAAGCUUUUCAGCUAAAGUUGCUUAGUGCUGCAUUUCAUCUUUUGACUCAGGACAGAGGCUGGCUUCUCCUCUAACCACAAAGGUCAUCCAUACGGUCAGCUCUUUCUUUUUCUUUUUUGGAAAAGGCUGCAGUAAAGCUGCUGGACUGUGAGAGGGCCUUGAUGUCAUUUCCUUUGUGAAGCCACACUUGUCUGUGGCUAUAUAAGCCACAUGCAUAUAUAUCCCUGGUGGUGACAGCUGUGGGGUGGUUAUUCUAAACACGCCAGAAGAUUUCUUUUUUAUUUAUUACAAAGGUUUUCAAAAAUAUUAACAAGAUGUCUUCACCAUAAUGAUUUAUUGCUUUUCUGCAAAUGAAGCAGUCAUAAAGUAGUAGUUGCUGUUAAAAUGUCACUGAUCCAUAAAGAAAGUAGUUCCAAGUGUACAUGUAAAUAUAACAACUGCUCAAUCACUCUCUCAUUUGAAUGUUGUGCUGCUUGUGUGCUUUUAUGUUGGGGAGCCACCAUCUUUAUCUUGCUGUAUUUUACAUUUUUCUUCCUUUUCAGUUGUACCUUGACAUUCUAAAAUAACUUUGAAGUUGUCAACACUGAGAGUGCUAGCUGUGAGAGACAUCAUCACAGAUCCUUUCAAAUUCUGUUAACUGUGUAAGGAAAGUUGGAAAAUUUAAAGUUAAGCAGUACAGAGUUUCAGAGUAAAGGAUGAGCAUUUAGGUUUGGCAGACAUUAUUACAUUUUUACUGAUGCCUAUUUAUUUUGCUUUUAAGGGUUGUUUCCUUUGUGUAUUUUAUUGUUAUUGUCUGUCAAGAGAUGCUGUAGUCUCAAUAAAAACACACAGACGGUU